AUGUCAUUCAUAACAUUACGUAGACUGAUACAGUUCCCAUCAUCAUCAUCAUCAUCUUCGUUAUCACACCAAUUAUCAAAGAGAUGCCUCAGUUUUCAAACGUUAACAACCCCAAAUGAAAAUGCUUUAAAAUUCGUAUCACCAGAUCGUAGGAUACUACCGAUUGAUAAUAAGACAUUUGAAUUCAAUUCUACUUUACAAUCGAUUCAUUCUCCCUUAGCCGUCAAAUUAUUCAAACUUCCAGGUGUGAGAUCUGUCAUGUUAGGAUCUGAUUUCUUAACCAUUAAUAAACAAGAUUAUGUAAAUUGGGCUCAUUUAAGACCUCAAGUAGUGGAAUUAUUAGAUCAAUUUUUAGAAUCAAAUAAUGAACCAGUCAUCACCAGAGAAUUAAUCACUAAGACUGAAAGAGAAGCUGAAGAAUUGGCUGCUCUUGAAGAAGAUGAUACUGAAAUUGUAUCUAUGAUUAAAGAAUUAAUCGAAACUAGAAUAAGACCAGCCAUUCAAGAUGAUGGAGGUGAUAUUGAAUAUAAAGCUUUUGAUGAAGAAACGGGUACGGUGUUUUUGAAAUUACAAGGGGCAUGUAAAUCAUGUUCUGCAAGUGAAGAUACUUUAAAACAUGGUAUUGAAAAAAUGUUAAUGCAUUAUAUUGAAGAAGUUAAAGAAGUGGUACAAAUCUUAGAUCCUGAAGAAGAAAUUGCUUUACAAGAAUUUGAUAAAUUAGAACAAAAAUUACAAGCUAGAAGUUCAUCUCCUACACCUCCACCUCCAUCUUUAUAA
Scheffersomyces coipomensis is the source of this 777-nucleotide messenger RNA. RefSeq lists its product as uncharacterized. The transcript has a single exon. Gene Ontology annotation, biological process: iron-sulfur cluster assembly. Gene Ontology annotation, molecular function: iron ion binding; 4 iron, 4 sulfur cluster binding. NCBI's taxonomy places the organism in Eukaryota, Fungi, Ascomycota, Pichiomycetes, Serinales, Debaryomycetaceae. Gene Ontology annotation, cellular component: mitochondrion. The coding region runs from base 1 to 777 and encodes 258 amino acids. The record is from RefSeq and is a predicted model, not a curated record.